AUGGGCCGCUCGUCAGCGAGCUCGUCCAGCUCAGGACUCUUGGGGUGGAUAUCACCUCGAACAGCGACACUAGCUAUCGCCGUGCUAGGUAUCAUCAUUCAUCUCAACACUUACUCAUGGCUUGGCACCCUCAGCUCGACGCUACCCGAUGUGCCCGAACGAGGCCUGACAGCACCACCGUUGCCGCCAGCUUCAGUAGCUUUCGUGCCAUCAGCCGACCGAUUCUCCAACUCUGCGGCCAAAGUUGACCAGCUCAUCGACCUCGAUGUCUAUGCAAAACAGGCUGCCGCGGACGGUACCGCCAACAGCCGCGUCUAUCUACCGGAAUGGGUCGCUGAAGCCAAAGCCUAUCUCAGAGCUCAAGGUCUCUCUUUCGUUCCGACACCAGGCAACGAAGGCUCUGGAAAUCCCAAGACGAACGCAAACGGCAAAGCCAGCGAGGCUUCAGCGCCAAGCCGGUACAACGAUGCAAGCGACCCUUCAGGUAUCGGCUAUCAAGUCAUCGACGAUGGUGCAGAGGAUGUCGAACGCAUGCAAUGGGAUGCACUCCGUCUCGUCAUUGGCACACUGCGAUGGUAUAUCUUGUUGAGUGUCAUUUGCUGCUGCGCCGGCGUCGUGGGUGUUCUGCGCUCAAAUCUGCUCCUCUCGAGACUAUUUGUCAUUCACUUAUUCCUCGAUUUCCUCCUCUCCACACUCUCACUCUUCGCUCUUGCUAUCGUCUGCACCUACCCGACAGUCCGAGCACAUCUCUGCGACGAGUUUGGCUCAGGAGAAGUCCAGUCCUGGUUCACUUCCUCCAAAGCUGGCAGGAUAGCAGGCUCCUCCACAAACAGCGCACAAGCUCUUGUCAAUGGCGCCGCCUCAUCGCAUUCCGCUAGAAUUGCUGGAUCCGGCACUGGCUCGGACGUCACAGUCGAUGCGUCGGGCUGGGAAACCUUUCUAGAUGGCGUAUUCGCAUCGGAGAACUGCGAAGAAAGUUUCAGGACAACAGUCGUGCCACUCUUAAUGGUCUUCGGGUUGUUCUUCACAGCGGUGAGGUUACAGUGCUUCUUCUUGGUACAGCGAUUCUACGCUAGCUUGCUGAGAAGUAAGGUUUAUCAAUACGGCUAUGGCGCAGGCGGGCUUGAAUCAGGUAUCUCAACACCGAUGUCUCAGCUCUCGGUGGAGACUGGGAGGGAGAGGAGAUGGAAGGAGUCCAAACUGAUCGAUUGA
Messenger RNA from Ustilago hordei, 1212 nucleotides. RefSeq lists its product as uncharacterized. The transcript has a single exon. NCBI's taxonomy places the organism in Eukaryota, Fungi, Basidiomycota, Ustilaginomycetes, Ustilaginales, Ustilaginaceae. The record is from RefSeq and is a predicted model, not a curated record. The coding region runs from base 1 to 1212 and encodes 403 amino acids.